UGAGGGUCCUCAAUCUCAUGUCUGAGGUUUAGAAGGGGUAAACAUUUAUGUGCUCGCAUUUUGUGCUAUGGGUUUGUAGAAUACUGCUGUGUGAUAUGAGUUGUGGGUGCCGAUGAAUGCAUUUACGGGCAAGAGUAGGGCUUGAACUUCCCGAGGAUGCGUUACUCGAAAUUAGGUUUGGAGUUCCCAAGUUCGACUCGCAUGGCUGAUGGGCACGAGCUUGCCUCCAUGAGUAACGUAGGGCCACAGCAAGACGGCAGUACGCUCACACCAAUCCUGUGGGCAUGUGGUGCUGUGAGCCAGGCGAUUGCAGCUCGUGUACUUGCUAAGAAGGGGGAUGGGGGUCCAUCGAUGCCUAUUCGGGCGUUCUCUAUUGCAUCUUUGCUACUAGGUACCGGCUUUUGUGCUGUGGGCGGUACACUAUGGGCAAGCGGAAUUCGAGAGGUGGAGGAUCUGAGAGGCAUGGGUCGCACAGUUCGCAGUGCUUUUGGAAAACCGCCUCGUAUGGACACCUAAUCUUUGCAUAUCAUGGUCUAAGAUUUUACCAAGAACUGAGCCUGCCUUUCUAUGCCUCCUCGUCUUUGAGAUUUUGGACUUAAUCAAAUCAUGGAAGAGCCUCUCAAGUGUUGUUAAACAGCCUACUGGUUGCCUCGUGUACGACUUUUAUUUUUGGUAUCACGGGAGCUAGCUGCGAUCGAAUGCCUGAUAUGAAGCUUAUUGUUGGAGAGUACUCUCCUGACCUUGUCAGCUACAUAAGCAGGCUUUCCCAGCUGAAGGCACAUCAGAGAGCAGCAUUGUUUGUAUCCUUGGACGAGGUUAGUGUCUCCAUUUGCUUUGUGAGAAGGUAGUUCAGCAACUCUCUUUGUUGCUUGUUAUUUGCAGCUAUGAUCAGGCUGAAUAUACAGGGUCCCAGUAAAAUUUUGCAAAUGCUCCGGAGGUAAUUGUUGACCCAACUGCCUUUUCCAGAAGGGGCUGCAAUUAAACCUGUUAUUUUGGCAUUCUGUUGUUUUGAGUUGCACCUUACAAUAUUACCUUGCCUUAGCUCGUUGAGAAAAAUGAUUGCUGCAGAAGAAUCCCUUAGUAGUAGAAACUGCUUGUAGAAUUGCUGACUUGUUUGAAGUAACUUAGUUAACAUAUGUUGACCCAU
Molecule: messenger RNA, 1147 nt
Organism: Physcomitrium patens
Lineage: Eukaryota; Viridiplantae; Streptophyta; Bryopsida; Funariales; Funariaceae
Source: RefSeq, a predicted model, not a curated record